Messenger RNA from Talaromyces proteolyticus, 2805 nucleotides. Its product is annotated as fungal-specific transcription factor domain-containing protein. The transcript is spliced from 2 exons. Bases 1 to 2805 code for a protein of 934 amino acids. NCBI's taxonomy places the organism in Eukaryota, Fungi, Ascomycota, Eurotiomycetes, Eurotiales, Trichocomaceae. Gene Ontology annotation, biological process: positive regulation of transcription by RNA polymerase II; DNA-templated transcription. Gene Ontology annotation, molecular function: zinc ion binding; DNA binding; DNA-binding transcription factor activity, RNA polymerase II-specific. The record is from RefSeq and is a predicted model, not a curated record.
AUGACAUUAUCCGUAGUUUCUUGGGAAUUUGGUGGAAAUCACGGCGCCGCUGCCUUGGAGCCUGGUCCGGCUAAGCGCUCAACCGAGACGCACUCAGCUGCCGGCAAAGCCAUCCUCCACUCAAGCAAAGUCGGAACAAGUACCGCGCGGGCCGCUUUUGUCCUGGCAGGUCCGGGGUUACUAUCACCGAUACCUGCGGAGAUUCUGGUAACCAGCCGCCGGCAAAGCAUUCAUGUCGAAGAUGAGCUUGUGGGCACUGUUAUAUCGAUUAUGAGCAGCGAUACCCGCCAGACUACGAGGGGCAGCGUCAGGUCCAAAAGGCGAUUAACCGAUGAUAACAGGGCGGACGACCCCGCCUCGAAUCCCAAAAGGCAGAGAGUUUCUCGUGCUUGCGACAGCUGCAGAUCCAAAAAGGACAAAUGCGACGGGGCUCAACCGGUAUGCUCAACCUGCGCUUCACUCUCGCGACCAUGUACCUACAGAGCCAAUCCGAAGAAGCGCGGCAUUCCGACCGGAUACAUUCGCACUCUCGAGCUGCUAUGGGGACUCGUGUUCAGGAAAAUACAAGGUAGCGAGGAGGUUGUUCGAACUUUGCUGAGGGGUGCUAAUAUUCCUGGCCAUCUGGAAUCUAUGGGAAAGGAGGCGGAAGGAUCGGAUACUCUGCUGUCGUCAUGGAGAAACAGCAUCGUCUUGAAGGAAAUCGAGCGAGUUUUGACAUCUCUUGAGCAGCCAGAGGACGAACAAGAGCUUGGAGAGAUCGAUUCCCCAGCAGAUGUCGAAGCAGCGAGUGUGCUUUCGUCUGAGACGCUUGAGUGGCAUCUUCCCGAUCCACUGGGGGGUGGAAGGGAAACUUCCUUAGCGAUUGGGUCGUCCCCAGUGAGAGCAGCGCCGGUUAUGCAAACAUCAAACCGCAUCACCAGGAACACCGGAGCCCAGACUGCUCCUAUAGACGACCAAUUCGAACGCCAGCCUUUGCAGCAUCAAGCUGAUAUUCCCGACUCUGUUCCUCCAAACCGUUUCCAGCAGCUUCCUUCCAAUCCCUGGCCAUUACUUGAUAUUUAUUUCUCUUAUACGCAGUGUUGGUUUCCGAUACUUGAGAAACACGACAUUCUUCGAACAGCUUUCCGCAAUGCCGACGACGAUCGAUAUGAUUCUCCUACAUCACCAGGCUCGGGAGACAAGGCGGCUUUGUGGGCGGUUUUUGCUCUUGCCUCCAUACAGCAGAGCUCAAUCUCGACCACACGCCAGCUAAGGGAGGACCGACUUGACCCCAGCCAGCUAUACGCGAAAGCUAGGAGUCUUAUUCCAGGAGAAAAUGGAAGUCAUGAAAUUGGCCAUGUCCAGGCACUCCUGAUUUUGUCACUGAUCAAGCUAGGCCAGCAGGACUGGGCGGCAUCCUGGAUCCUUGUAGGGUUGGCCGUUAGGAUUGCCCAGAGUCUAGGGUUAAAUUAUUCCCCUAACUCAUCCUCAAGCGCCACUGAUGAGAGCAAGACUGUAGGGCGGUCCAGGCAUGUGUUCCUGGGGUGCUUUGUCCUGGAAACUUUGAUUGCUGCGCAAACGGGCCAGGUGCCUUCGCUGCGCAAAGGCGACUUGACGAUGAUUGGUCCAAUUAAUGAGGAUGGUUUGGAAGAAUGGCAUCCUUGGGAAGAUCAGACCGGUCUUCGUCCGGUUGAGUCGUCUCGAGGUUCUUUUCAUCGCGGGCCUCUUCACGCACUUAGUACAUUUAAUCGGCUUCGAUCUUUGAUGUUCAUUUUGAAUGACUUGUGCUGUUGGGGGCAAGCCUCAACGAACUCUCCUUCUCAUUUAGAGGCGCUUGAACAGCAGCUGCAGACCUGGGUUUCAGUGCUCCCCAGAAGCUACCGGAUCGAUUGGCAAACAGUCUCAACAAAACCCGCCUCGCCGCACAUAUUUGCUCUUGAGAUGAUCUACGAAGCUGUCGCAACAGCCAUAAGCUUACAGAUCUCGUUGCAGAGAAAUGAGAGAAGCGGGCUACAACGUGCUGCGGAAGGUUAUAAGCGCCUCAUUUCAUUAAUCCAGGCCUACACCGAGACCUAUAGUCUUUCGGCGACUUGUCCAACCUUUGGAAUUGUCUUAACGUUAGGUCUUCCGCCAACUGGCGCGAGAAGACAUGCACCUUGGGUCUUCGAAGCUGAUCCUGGCAUCAAGCACAAACUCCAGUCAUUCUCGGCCCAUCUCGCAAGAGUAUGGACCCAUGAUAGCCAGCUACCUCAAACAAUAUCCGAAUCAACUACCUCCACAGCACCGGCAGCCUUGCUGCAGGGUAAUCCAUACAGGAGUCCUUCAGCUCAGAAUGUGUCUAGAAACAACCUGCGCGUAGCGAACCUAAUUAGUGAGUCUCGUUCUGGAAAUCUUUCAACCCGGGAGUCAUUCCGCUCACCCACUUGGAUGCGGACAUCCUCAAACGACGAAAAUGCCGCUUUAUCUCUCCCAACACCGGCCGCGUCUUUGAAUAUUGGGCUAGGAAUAGAAGCAUCAAACUCCACAUCUCAGCGAGAUCUCCAACAUCAACACCGUUCUUCAGUCUCCGGAAGACCUAAUGGGGCGCCGAUGUUAUCCGAUCUACCAACACCAUUUUCAACAACAGGGCCUCAAUAUCAACAAACAUACAAUGACGCAAGCCUACAGUUCAACUCACUUGUCGACUUAGAGGGACAUGGAUCACUACGCCCGCCAAGAAUUGCUCCUGAUCUCGAUGCCCUUUUUGACGAAUUGGCGUCGCUUGACGGCACAGAGAGGUGGGGUCCUAUUUAUGCCAACUGCAAGACUAGCGGAACACUGACCUAA